Chrysoperla carnea is the source of this 437-nucleotide messenger RNA. Its product is annotated as early nodulin-75-like. NCBI's taxonomy places the organism in Eukaryota, Metazoa, Arthropoda, Insecta, Neuroptera, Chrysopidae. Bases 1 to 432 code for a protein of 143 amino acids. The transcript is spliced from 3 exons. The record is from RefSeq and is a predicted model, not a curated record.
AUGAAAAAAUAUUUUUAUAUUGUUAUUAUAAAUAUUAUUUUAUUAAGUGUAUUAACAUUGACCUACGGUGGAUUCUCAUUAAUAUGUGAUUUUGAAUGUGAAGAUUUACCUUAUCGACCUGUAUGUGCGAAAAAUAUUUAUGGCCAUACUGUUCUGUUGAAACAUAAAUGUUUUUUCAAAGAAUUGAUGUGCAAUGAACCGAGAGCCUAUUGGCGAUUUACGAAAAAAGGCUGUUUUGCACGACCCCAAUCAUCACACUAUCUACCUCCUAAUCCAUACUUACCUCCAUAUCCCUAUUUACCUCCACCACCUCCGUCAUAUUUACCACCCCCACCCCCGUCAUAUUUACCCCCACCACCUCCAUCAUAUUUGCCACCCCCAUCACAAAAUAAAACGCCUGAAGUUCCUUGCCAAAAUUUAAAUGAAAUUUAAUUGUU